GGGUUUACUUUGAAAAUCUGCAACGGAAGUGUCUGUUCUGAGCUCAGUAACGUCGUCAAAUGUAAAGCUAGCUCCCUGUGAUUAGCCACGUCAUGUAAACUUUGGCAGUGGAGCGGUUGCGAUAUAAGAACGGCGAGGGGCUUGCUGUUUUUUUGAGGAUACUGUUUCAUUUUCAAAGAAUAGUUCUUGUUUUAGGAUUAUAAGUGGGCAGUAAUCAUAGGAAAAUAUGUCAGAUAUCGGGGACUGGUUCAGAAGCAUCCCUUUCAUCACCCGGUGCUGGUUUGCUGCCUCCAUUGCUGUUCCCCUUAUUGGGAAACUAGGAUUGGUUGAUUUCAGACACCUCAUGCUGGACUCGGAAUUGGUGUUUUAUAGAUUUCAUCUCUGGAGACCAGUGACAGCCACCUUGUAUUUCCCAGUAACCCCUAAUACUGGGUUUCUGUAUCUGGUCAACCUGUAUUUCCUCUACCACUACUCCACUCGGUUAGAGACAGGGGCGUUUGAUGGCAGACCUGCAGACUAUAUCUUCAUGCUUUUCUUCAACUGGAUCUGCAUUAUUAUAACUGGGCUGCUGAUGAACAUGCGGCUGCUGAUGAUCCCGUUGAUCAUGUCGGUGUUGUACGUCUGGGCUCAGUUCAACAAAGACAUGGUCGUGUCCUUCUGGUUUGGAACACGAUUCAAGGCACAUUAUCUGCCUUGGGUCAUCCUGGCCUUCAACUUCAUCAUUGGAGGCUCUUUUGUGAAUGAACUGACAGGGAACCUGGUGGGUCACCUUUACUUCUUCCUCAUGUUCAAAUACCCCAUGGACCUGGGAGGACGCUCCUUCCUCACCACACCAGAGUUCUUGUAUCGGCUCUUCCCUACCAGGAGGGGAGGGGUGUCGGGCUUUGGGGUCCCUCCCACCAGGAGACCAGCUGCCCAGGAGCAGGCGGGACAAGGUGGGGGAGGACGUCACAACUGGGGUCAAGGCUUCCGCCUGGGGGAUGACUGAGCGAAGACGAGGAGAUAACUACAACCCCCGUUCUUAGCUCCCAAUAACAAAGGGUCGUGCAGUGGAUGAUUCGGGUUCAAGUGUUUGCUUCUUCACAUUCUUCUGACUUGAUUAAUUCACAUGUAAUUUUAAAGCAUAUAAUGGGGAGAAAUUUGACGAAGCACAUUUUAACCAGGAAAACAUGGCACGGAAGGACUCGGACUCUGGCUGCAGGCUCAGUUUACCAAGUGAAGCCAGCUUUGCCAUUACUACUACUGCACAUGUCCAUGUGAAGCAGACACAAGAAAAUAUGAAUAAAUCGUUCUUUUUAAGUGAUGAUUCUUGA
Molecule: messenger RNA, 1313 nt
Organism: Monopterus albus (swamp eel)
Lineage: Eukaryota; Metazoa; Chordata; Actinopteri; Synbranchiformes; Synbranchidae
Gene: derl1
Product: derlin 1
Exons: 8
Coding region: 227-988 (253 amino acids)
Source: RefSeq, a predicted model, not a curated record